Messenger RNA from Saccoglossus kowalevskii, 4293 nucleotides. RefSeq names its product Krueppel-like factor 6. Gene Ontology annotation, biological process: regulation of transcription by RNA polymerase II. Lineage: Eukaryota; Metazoa; Hemichordata; Enteropneusta; Harrimaniidae. The record is from RefSeq and is a predicted model, not a curated record. Gene Ontology annotation, molecular function: DNA-binding transcription factor activity, RNA polymerase II-specific; RNA polymerase II cis-regulatory region sequence-specific DNA binding.
CGCGUUAGUCGAACAAUUUGGGCUGUUGUUCGCCGUGAUGGCGUGUACGAUGGAUUAUGGAUUCGAAUGUGUGAAAUUUAGGACAGAGAGAGGCAACGUUGAUUUGCACAACUCUCUCCCAGCCGACUUACCAUGUAACGGUCUUGCGUGCUGUAUUUUGACGAGUUUUUCGCGGUUGAUUGUUCGUGUAUGCAUGCCUGCACUAUGUACCAUUGGGACCCUCUAUAUAGCAGGUGGACCCGGCGUUGGGCCGCGUUCUGGCCCCGUUACCCACCGGGAAUGCGUGCGUGUGUCUUACGAUUACCAGACCCUGGAUAGUCAAUGAGAUGAGGCUGGCCGAAGACGUGAGUCACUCGUCUUGUACGUCCAUAUAUUAUGAAACACCGUCUUAGAAGCAUACCAACGACAACACACGACGCACAUUGAUCGGGGGGAAACGAUAUGAUUCAAUGGGUGUGGUCGACAAUUCCGCAGACAUGUCUGGAAAUGGAGAGAUAUCUGAAACCCGAGCCGAAACAUAUACACUGCCACCAAAAGAUAGAAGAACCUGAAAACCCAUGGAACAAAUUUAUUCUGCCGUUUCAGUACAGCAGAGAUGAGAAAUCUGCGAAUCUUAGUGAUAGCGAUAGUAGCGACAAACAGCUUGAUACACUGAGUCUAAGUUCAACGUCUAGUAUUGCAUCAUGGGAUAGCUCAGGUGAACUUUCACCUUCGACCCCUGUGACCCCGGACCCUUUCAAGUCUGUCUUUAAACAUCUUAGUAAGGUUGCAGAAUCGACUUUGACCCCUCCAUCAUCACCCGAAAAUGUAAAAGCACUGCCACAACUGGCGAGUAAUUCAGUGGCAGCCUCAACAGCGGCAUCAACCACAUCGGCGACCUCAACGACGCGUACACAACGAGGGAGAAAUGUAACUGCAUCCAGACCCUUUGGGAAGAGGGCUGAAUCGCCUGACAACAAACGCAGAAUUCAUCGGUGUCAGUUUAAUGGCUGCCGGAAAGUGUAUACAAAGAGUUCACAUCUUAAAGCCCACCAGCGCACGCAUACAGGAGAAAAACCUUACAAAUGCUCAUGGGAAGGCUGUGAAUGGAGGUUUGCCAGAUCUGAUGAACUUACACGACACUACCGAAAACACACGGGCGCCAAACCAUUUAAGUGCAAUCAUUGUGACAGAUGUUUUUCACGAUCCGACCACCUUGCGCUGCACAUGAAGAGGCAUCUUUAGAUCAUUGCCAGCGACCAUAGCAACAGUCGAAUGUUGCCACGACUCGUGUAAGCAGGUGAAUCAUGCCCGGUGAAGGGUCAAAGGCCAGUAACUGAAAGCCAUGAAUGAUACAGAGGUGAAGUUCGCGCACGCAGGACACGAGAUAAAAAAAAUUGAAUGUGAAUGUUUUAAAUUUGUAUUUGUACAAGAAUUGUUUCUUGGUUUGGUGUCUCGAACGCUGUCUCGGGAAAAUUGUGGGCAACGCACAAAUUUUUUUCUGCACAUGCCAAAAUGUUGAGUGGCCUGACCAAUGUUAUUUCGUGGACCUCUAUGUAAAGAUGUUGGUCUGUUAAAUACUUUUUUUUUUCAUCUGGGGAGAAACUCCAACACUGAAAUAUUAAACAGGGCAAAACGAGCGUAUGUAUGAAAAUGAUUUUGAAAGUAGAAAUUGUGUAUUUCACACUCUAUGUUGAUAGGUAAGGGGAUAAAAAAAAAAUCAGGAAUGAAGGUUGUGGUUUCCAUGGAAACAGAUUCCAAAGGAACGAGGAUGAAACACUCCAUUGGUUAUUUGAAUACGCAUGAUGUGCAGAAUUUUAAACAGAAUUUAAUUCAAAGUACGAGCAAAAAUUGUCUUCGUUUAUGGCUGUUAUUUAUUACAUAACAUUCAAAUCCAACUAAAGAGUUAUGAAGCUAAAUUUAGAAUAUUAUUCUGGCAUGAGGCUGUCUAGGGGUGAAAAAAAAAAAUUGUAUGUUACUGCAACAUAUGUUCACAAAUAAAGAGGGAGAUUCUAUUAUUUGGAAGGGGUAUUUAAUACUCAAUGCUGUGUUUCAAUUUUGUUAGGAAAUGGACAUUGCUUGAAUAAUUGUUAAUAUGUAAUUAAUUUAUGCUGCUGGUUUUGCAUAUUGUAUAAUUUUUUUUUUGAUCCAUUGCGAUCUUAUUUCUUAUAAAUUUUACUAAUUUACCUUAGUUUCAUUUAAACACCUAAAAUAUUAUAGUUGAAAAAUAAUUUCAUUGACCUUCUCAUCCCUACAUAGCUCAUAUUGGAAUGGUCCAUUAUGCAGAUUCCUUGGAUAUCAUUUGAUGUGUCUGGACAUACCAUUAUUUGUAGGGUAUGAUUUGUUGAUGUGUUUUGGACAUAUCAUUAUUGGGAGGGAUGAGUUGGUUAUUUUUGUGGGUGACAGAACAGAGGCUGUGUUUUGUUUAUGAGGGAUGUCUUCUCUGGAAGGAAGUCUAUUUCCUGGCUUUCAAAAUGUUUAUAAUAGUGCAAAGAAAAAAAAUUCAUUUGACUGCAGUCAAAGCAGGUGAAAUUGACACUGAUGUGUCAAGUCCAUAAAAAUUUAAUUUAAUUUUUGAGUGCCUUUUUCAGCUAUUAUUCAAUUCACGCUAAAAACCACUGCCAAAUUGAAAAGCAUUUUACUGUACAAUUUUUUUUUUAUUUUAGUCCAUCCACUGUGAAAAACAAAUCUUUAUUUCGUUCAGUUAAUUUCGUUGUAUGUUUUUGACAGCAUCAAAGAAUAUGGCACUAGACAGACAAAUUUCAAUGUAAAAAGUUCUUGCUCUCAUUGCCAGCAUUUUUUCCUGCCAAAGACUGUUCAGUUAUUUUUAUAUUUUUUAUUAUAAGUUUUCCCCCUUUACCCUAAUUUGGAUGCAGACUGAAAACGUUUGCUGUGGUAUUUAUACUUGCUUGAAAAAAUAAUGUUGUAGUAUAUCAUAAAAAGUCAGAAAAAAUCGUUUAUCAAAGACCAUAUUGUAUUAACACGGCUAUCAAAACCUCAAAAUAAAAUAGAGAUAAGUGGAAAUGUUAGGGUUAUUUACUAUUUAGAAAAGUUUUUUAACCUGUUAAAUUCUUUCUUGAUGAGUAAUGGAAGACCGAAAUAAACAUAAAAGCUUUAGUGUGAAAAGGGCUAUUUAAUUACCCCCUCCCCCCUUUUUUUUUUUGCUUGGACCAAGAUUCACUUGUUUACUCAUACCUAUAUUCAGCAUAGAUCUGUACAAUAGUUGGCAGCCUUGCAUGAAAUCUUCAUACAAAAAAUUCAUUCACGUGGAACAAAUGAAAAAAAAAAGUCAGACUUUUUUUUUUUUUAACAACUUCUGAAGGAUUGCUUGCUUUUAAAUGUUUGUUGAUGAUAAAAAUUCUCAUUGCCGCCCCCUCAUUACAUUCCAAAGGUACAGCCUCUGUUUUAAUAAUCCCACAAAACUCCUUACUAGAACAAAGUGGUGGUUGUUUGGUGAGAAACAUAGUUAAAAGCACUUUUCUUAAUGUACUGAGAUGUCAAAGUACACUGGAGUACACACGGAUAGAAAUUAAUGUCCCAAAAGGAAAGUUUCUCUGGUUUUCUCACUUUUGAUCUGUGAUUGGCUGCUGCUUAUCACUAACAUAAUGAUCAUGUGAUCUGUUCCAACCAAUCAAAUUACUUUGUUCUAUAGAAGGACUGAUUUAUGUAGUUCAGCAAAAAUUUAUGAAGACAAUCUUUUUUUUUUUGCAUUAUCAAGAAGCAGCUGGUCUGCAAAAAUUUAAUAAUUUGUUGAAAAACAACUUUACCAGUAUUAUGUUUAGAAAGGGGUGUUUGUCUGUUUCAAUAGUAUGGUGGAGAAAAUGUACAUUUAUUAGUUAUGUAUGGAUCUUCAAUUUUACAGGUGUAAUUUUCCAGUUAAAAGGAAAUUCUGAACAGAUAUGAAAGCAUUAUGUCUGGUAUCAAAACAAAUUUAAAACUAACUAUUUCAGUUAGUUGUUAAACAAUUUGGAGUCUUGUGGGGGAAAUAAGAUUUCGGGGGGGAAAAAAAAUAUUUUCACCAAUGCCCUGGGUUAUAUGCAGUUCAUAUGAACUGGGUGAUAGGAUUCUUUUUUGUGCAAGACCAAUUUUUAUUAUUGAUGCAAUAUUUUGAGCUAAAAAACGCAAUCUCCACCGUAGCACACAUCCAUUCCCCAUGAUCUAGAACCGAUUCUCAUCCCUGGGCAAAAGUUGGAAAGUUUUUUUCCCCCUUCAAACGUACUAUUGAAACAGACAAACUUUGCAUGUUAGCUGUUUAAACAGUGCAAUGUAUAUUUCAUUUAGCAUAAAACGAUAAAAAAAACACUUCGUUAAUUU